AUGGCCGCUACCAUUUCCACUGCCGGUUCUCAAAACCUUGAACUCACCUCUUCUCAGUUGCCUCCCACCAUCACCUCCCCAGAUCAGCCGACAGCGUCAUCGCGGUCCUUCAUUCAUCUCGGAUCCCCGCGUGCCCAGAACACCUCUUUUCCCGUCACCCCAAUGAGCGCGGUUCCUCCGGGCUUGCUAGACCCUCCAACCACGACCUCUUUUGCAGAUUAUCUUCGCACUUGGACAGACGCCCAAGUUGCCAAGUGGCUCACCGAAAUCAAGUGUCCCUCACAUAUCGACACCUUUAAAGAACAUGAUAUUAGAGGUGAUGUCCUGCUCGAACUCGAUCCGGAGACACUGAAAGAAAUGAACAUCACGAGCGUCGGUGACAAACUUAGAAUCCUCGGCGCCGGCGAAAAUCGUAUGUUCGAAUCACCGCGGGAUCCACCUAAAUUAAAUGGCCAUUACACGUCCCACUCACGGGAGAAUUCCCGUGAAAACACCCAUCAAAAUAAUGCGUCCGUUUCCAGAGCUCCGAAACGCCUUGAAAACAAGCCCGCCCCGCUCGUACUAUCGCCCCAGGGAAGAGGCGACCUUCCACGACUCGUUCGUGAGCCUUCCUCCGGUGACUCAUGUCGUGCCAUCACUGCUGUCCGCCCGCUUCCGCAGCCCGCACAACCUGCUCCAGCGAACAGUCACACCUCAACGAGGCCAUCGCUGCCACCUCUCCCCCCCGCUCCACGAGGUCAGCCUCCUCAACCACCUACUAUUCAACAUACAGGCGCCCGUCCCAGUCCCAAUCCCCGCAAUUUGCAUCCUCUGUCAGUACAGCGAUCACGGACACCCAAUCAAGACUUGCCUCCUUUCACAAAUUCACCACUGCCACCCGCGCCGACCGGCCAGUCACUACUCACUCCGGUUUCCGGCAGUAGCUCGUUGUCAUCGUUCGGCCUACCAUCUGAUCCGCGAUCUGGUUUGGGCAGUGCUCUUAAACCGCCUGUUCGAACCCCUUUCUCCUCGCAGUCAUCACCGCGCUCCGCGAAUAGCGCUACGCACGGACGAAACAUUUCAUUCGGAGGCAUGAGUUCACCAUUGGGCUAUGCUCCCUUGCAAUCUAAGCAAAGGCCAUCGACAUCGGGCACUCACCCCUACGCAUCGGCACAGCCUCCGCCUGUGCAAGCUAUCUCUAACCAAAAUGCGUUAGCAUUGUCACCGAUCGCAGAGUCGCACAACAGCGGUUCGUCUUCACCGGGAUCGACGUCGCCGCCUGUGGGGUCCUUUCCCGUUGGCCGAAGUCCUCUCAGUCAGCCAUCUCACUCGCAUACGCCGUCGCUGGAUGAGCGCCACAAACUCGUCAAGUUUGUGCUGCCGGAGGAGGGCCGCUCCUGUGUUAUCGAUGUCGCGGAUUGUGCGGGAGGCACCGAGGUCAUGGAAAAGGUGCUCAGGAAGCUCGAAAAUGUUGGCACACGCAAGAACGACCCCACGAAUCUCACAAACCGGGUGGAGACCGAAGAUGGUAAACCUUUGUCGGAAGCAGAACUACUAACUGUCUGCCGCGGACCCCCUGACCCGCUCAAGGACCAAGGACUAACGUUACGCAGAACGGCCAAAGCAAGGCGCAACAAAUCUGUAGGGCGAGAUCCAGACGAGGAACGUGAAACGGAAGCUCAAAAAUUCCCAAGUUCGUCUGCCUCCAGUGUUUCACAGACAGGACAACGGGCCAAAGCAAUUAAGCGUGCAAGCACCAUCAGUGUUCUCAGCGGCCUUGGUGUGCGUGAUCCAGAGAAGGUACUCGAGCCCCCUGCCUCUCCAACGCAAAGCCCGACGUCAUCUAUAACUCCCCAAACAAACUCGAUGAAAAAGCCUUCAAAGUUGCGCAACUUCUUCGGCCAGCGGCCGCCGAGCGAACUCAUCACGACGCACCUGACCGAAUAUUUCCCCUUUGCGGAGAAGAAGGCGCUGCGCACUGCACGGCACAGUAUGAUGCUCCGAGCGUCUGUGGGAGGCAAGCGGGAUAGUAUGAUGUCUGUCAACCAUCCUUUGCCGUCCUUGUCUAGUAUCGGCACGCAGGGCUCCGGGUUAUCGCAGCGUUCGGCAUCACCAGCACGUACAACUUCGUCGAAAGGAGCCUCCAUGGUCUCGAUGGCAUCUGGGGUCCAUGACAAGGUUUUGAAUCGUUCUAAAGAGUCACUCACUGCGGACGAGCACCCCCCUCGUUUAUCCAUCUCGACAGACGAUGGGCGCUCUGUUAUUCUUACGGGAGAUGACGUUGAGAAGCUUUCUGGGAGUGACUCGAAGCCACACUUGCUGCCCCCUGUAAAUUUCCCGACAGAAUCCCUUUCUGAAUCGAUGGAAAACCUGACCGGAAGCCAACAUCUAUCGGGAGCGAGUCCCGGUACCACCAAUCGGAUGAGCUACAUGACCGAACUGAAGGGCAAACACGAUUGGUCCGAUACGGCUAGCCUUCUAACUGUUGACGAGAUCACAGCAGAAGUCGAAAACCGUCGUCAGAGCAUGGCCGUUGACAUGGGUGUCGAGGGUGCAGAGGACUGGACCAAGGUCGAAUCUGACAUCGACGAAGUUAGCAGCUUGACGAGCACUACCCUCGAUGAUGAAGACGAAGACGAAGUGGAAUGCGAAAGCGAAGAGGAAACUGGCAAGGCUGUGACGUGCAGUGGUGGGACGAAAUGGAUCAAGGGUGCACUUAUUGGGGCAGGAUCGUUUGGCAAAGUGUAUUUGGGAAUGGACGCGGUUAACGGGCUGUUGAUGGCCGUGAAGCAGGUCGAACUCCCCACAGGUUCGGCUCCAAACGAAGAGCGCAAGAAGAGCAUGCUUAGUGCGCUGGAACGUGAGAUUGACCUGCUGAAGGACCUCCAACAUCCGAAUAUCGUGCAAUACCUAUAUUCUUCGGUCGACGACGAUUACCUCAAUAUUUUCCUAGAGUACGUCCCUGGUGGGUCCGUUACCGCCCUGUUACGUAGCUAUGGCGCCUUCGAGGAACCCUUGGUCAAGAAUUUCGUGCGGCAAAUUUUGCAAGGUCUCAACUACUUACACGAAAGAGAUAUCAUCCACCGUGAUAUCAAGGGUGGAAACAUUCUGGUCGAUAACAAAGGUGGAAUCAAAAUAUCAGACUUUGGUAUAUCCAAGAAGGUUGAUGGCAAUCUAUUGACUGGCAAGCGCAUGUAUCGACCUUCUUUCCAAGGCUCCGUGUUCUGGAUGGCACCCGAAGUCGUGCAGCAGAAGGUUCACACCACAGCAGCCGACAUCUGGAGUGUCGGCUGUUUAGUCGUGGAAAUGCUUACUGGUGAACAUCCGUGGGCGCAGCUUACCCAGACACAGGCCAUCUUCAAGAUUGGUCAGUCGGCAAAGCCUGAAAUACCUUGUGACAUAUCUUCGGAAGCCGAGGAUUUCCUAAGGAAAACUUUCGAGAUCGAUCACCGAGCUCGUCCCAGUGCUGGAGGACUACUUCAACAUGCUUGGCUUGGCGCCAAGAAGUCUGCUAAUUCCUCCAACAAGAAUAUCGCCGCCUCAAAAAACGUUCCAACGAUAGAAGUCACGACAUGA
This is a messenger RNA of Pisolithus orientalis, 3555 nucleotides long. RefSeq names its product Pkinase-domain-containing protein. The transcript has 7 exons. Gene Ontology annotation, molecular function: protein kinase activity; protein binding; ATP binding. Gene Ontology annotation, biological process: protein phosphorylation. The record is from RefSeq and is a predicted model, not a curated record. Lineage: Eukaryota; Fungi; Basidiomycota; Agaricomycetes; Boletales; Pisolithaceae. The coding region runs from base 1 to 3555 and encodes 1184 amino acids.